UCCCAGUCCAAGUACAGGACCCUCCUCCCUCUCUUCGUGGGCCGCAACAUCGUGCUGGUGAGCCCGGAGGCCAAGGCCAAGGAGAUGCUGCGGGUGCUGCGGAGCGUCCCGCAGAUCAACCUCUGCUCCCUUGGCGCCUGCAUCGAUGACACCAUCCUGAGCAGGAAGGGGGUGGAGGACUUCGCCAAGCUGCCCUCGCUGGAGGCCGCGCAGGGGCAGACGUUGGGUGCCCUGGCGCUGCUGCCCUCGCAGACCAGCGCCCUGCUGCAGCGCGGCCCCCUGCUCCUCGCGGCCCUGCUGCAUCGCCUUUUGGGGCUGUGGCUUGGCCUCCGUCCCGGCGCGGCUGCACGAGAGGCCAAGCGGCUGCGCUGGCAUCACCGCGCGCUGCCCGAGAGGGGCUCCGGAGCCGGGAAACGGCCUCCCCGGGCCUCCGCUUCCCGCCUCGGUAAAUGGGAGGAGCGCGGGGGCCGUAAGGAAAUGCCCUGCCCCGAAGGCGGCCGCAUCCUGCCCUGA
Molecule: messenger RNA, 513 nt
Organism: Tinamus guttatus (white-throated tinamou)
Lineage: Eukaryota; Metazoa; Chordata; Aves; Tinamiformes; Tinamidae
Source: RefSeq, a predicted model, not a curated record